UUCACUACCGAAUGGAAUACUUCGCUAAAAAGUCUACGAAAAGGGUAUUCCACCGUCAUCGCAACCAGCCGGAAUCUGCAGACGAAGUAGCAUUACCAGGGGAACUAGAUGUAGCGGAAGUGAUUGAAGAUCUGGAAAGCUUGAUUGCGGAGUUGAAGUUCAUUGUACCUACGGAUCAAGCCAAAACCCAUAUCCUUGAUCUUUGGAAGAAAACUAUUAAAAUUCGAAACGAACACAGGAUUGAAGAAACGUUUUUGACGUUCAUGAACGAUUUUCCGGUUGCAUCAGCAUUCAGUGGCAUGCUUCUUGCUUACGAUUACACCACAAUUUACCCUAAGGCAUUCGAGUUCAAGGAUUCGUGGAAAGACAUACAACCAAAAAUUUUGGAUCGUUACCGUGACAUGUUCCGUUUCAUCAAAAGCGAUGUAGUGAGGGCUCUGGCUGUCGUGCGGCAGAAAAACCCAACACGUGGAUCAAAACGAUCCAGAGAGGAAGAUUAG
This is a messenger RNA of Aedes albopictus (Asian tiger mosquito), 500 nucleotides long. RefSeq lists its product as uncharacterized. The coding region runs from base 12 to 500 and encodes 162 amino acids. The transcript is spliced from 3 exons. The record is from RefSeq and is a predicted model, not a curated record. NCBI's taxonomy places the organism in Eukaryota, Metazoa, Arthropoda, Insecta, Diptera, Culicidae.